CUUUUUGUCAAGAGCUGCAACUCAGGCCUAACUGUGGCCGAAGGCUUCGUCCUGAGCCAAGAGGAGCAGGAGUGGGAAGGAGGCCCGGAAGAGAAUUUAAGCCUGGGAGGAACAGAAGGGCAUUGAUGGAAAUCCCUGAAACGUCUCCUCUUUGGGAUGGAGCAGAAACAGCAGCUGGGCCUCCAGCUCAGCUCUCCGUGUCCUUUGAGGAGGUGGCUGUGUAUUUCACAGAGGAGGAGUGGGCACUGCUGGAUUCUAGCCAAAAAGCUUUGUACAGGGAGGUCAUGCUGGAGAUUUCUAGGAGUGUGUCUACUCUCACAGGUAAUGGUCAGGAGAACGAGCAUGACAAGGAGCCGAGGGCAGUGGCGUUGCAAGCAACCAAACAUGAGGUGGAAGAACUGAUGAUUGAAAAUCAAGAGGAAGAAAGAAAGCAAGACAGAAUCUAUUCAAAGAAUGGAGGGGAGAAAUCUCCUCCUCUCUGUGUUGAAUUCCAUGACUUCCUGAUCCAGGCAGAUCUGAAAAGAAACAGAAAGGGGAGACAUCCAGGAUAUGGCAAAAGAGAUGAAAAUAAGUUUGAUGAAUAUUGCAAAACCCAGAUGAAAUGGAAACAAUAUAAAUACAGACAGCAUGAGGAAAGUAUCAAUCUUUCCUUCCCUCUUAAUUUACAUGGAAAACUCUAUAGGAAAAAUAAUUCACAUAUAUUUCUAAAAUCUGGGAAGAAUUUCAGUCUGAGCAGUCAUCAUACUUCCACUGAAGGAUUUCACACAGAGAAGAAACCAUAUAAAUGCUCUGAGUGUGGGAAGAGCUUUAGUAACAACAGUGCUCUUACUUUCCAUCAAAGGACCCACAUGGGUGAAAAACCAUAUAAGUGUGUGGAGUGUGGUAAGACCUUCCAUAGAAACAGUAUUCUUACUCGUCAUAAAAGGACCCAUACAGGUGAGAAACCAUAUAAAUGCUCUGAGUGUGGAAAAAGCUUCAGUAUGAACAGUGAUCUUACAAUACAUAAGAGAAUCCACACAGGCGAGAAACCAUAUAAAUGCUCUGAGUGUGGAAAGAGCUUCAGUAUCAGCAAUGCCCUCAUUUUUCAUCAAAGGACCCACACAGGGGAGAAACCAUAUGAAUGCAUAGAGUGUGGAAAGAGCUUCCAUAGAAACAGUAUUCUUACUCGCCAUCAAAGGACCCAUACAGGUGAAAAACGCUAUAAAUGCAUGGAAUGUGGAAAGAGCUUCAGAUUAAACAGCGAUCUUACAGUACAUAAAAGAGUCCACACAGGUGAGAAACCAUAUAAAUGCACAGAGUGUGGAAAGAGCUUUAGUAAAAGUGCUCACCUUACUUGCCAUCAAAGGAUCCACACAGGUGAAAAACCAUAUAAAUGCACAGAGUGUGGAAAGAGCUUUAGUCAGAAUGGUGCUCUUAUUUCCCAUCACAGGAUUCAUACAGGAGAGAAACCAUAUAAAUGCCUGGAGUGUGGAAAGAGCUUUUGUCAGAGUGGUGCCCUAACUUCCCACCAAAGGACCCACACCAGAGAGAAAUCACUUGAAGAUAUGGAUUGUAGAAAGAGCUUCAGUACAAACCUUCAGCUUACUUGCCAGCAAAGGAUCCACACAGGAGAGAAACCAUAUAAAUGUUUGGAGGGUGGAAAGAAUUUAUAUCAGAACAGUACCCUUAUAUCUUACCAAAUGUUCCACACUGUAGAGAAACCAUAUAAAUGUAUGGAGUGUGGAAAAAACUUUAGUCUACACAGUAUUUUUAUAAAACAUAAAAGAAUCCACACAGGGGAGAAACCAUAUAAAUGUGUGGAGUGUGGAAAGAGGUUCCGUGAGAGCAGUAGCCUCAUGACACAUGAAAGAAUCCACACAGGAGAGAAACCAUAUAAAUGUACAGAGUGUGGAAAGAGCUUCAGUAGAAACACUAUUCUUACUCGCCAUCAAAGGAUCCACACAGGAGAGAAGCCAUAUAAAUGCAUGAUGUGUGGAAAAAGCUUCAGUUUUAACAGUGAUUUUACAGUACAUAAAAGAAUCCAUACAGGUGAGAAACCAUUUGCAUGCAUGGAGUGUGGAAAAAGCUUUAAUACAAGCCCUCAGCUUAAUUGCCAUCGAAGGAUUCACACAGGAGAAAAACCGUAUAAAUGCUUGGAGUGUGGAAAGAGCUUUCGUCAAAACAGCGCCCUAACUUUCCAUCAGAGGAUCCACACUGGAGAGAAACCAUAUGAAUGUACGGAGUGUGGGAAAAGCUUUCGUCAGAACAGUGCUCUUACAUCUCAUCAAAGGAUCCACACUGGAGAGAAAAUAUAUAAAUGCAUGGAGUGUGGAAAGAGCUUCAGUCUCAACAAUACUUUUAUAAAACAUAAAAGAAUACAUACAGGGGAAAAACCAUAUAAAUGUCUGGAGUGUGGAAAGAGGUUCCGUGAGAGCAGUAGCCUUAUGACACAUAAAAGAACCCAUACCGGAGAGAAACCAUAUCAAUGCACUGAGUGUGGAAAGAGCUUCAGUAGAAACAGUAACCUUACUUGCCAUCAAAAGAUUCAUACGGGGGAGAAACCAUAUAAAUGUAUGGAGUGUGGAAAGAGUUUCAUUUUGAACCAUGAUUUUACCAUCCAUAAAAGAAUCCACACAGGUGAGAAACCAUAUAAGUGUAUGGAAUGUGGAAAGAGCUUCAGUAGCAGCAGCGCCAUUACUUAUCAUCGAAGGAUCCACACAGGGGAGAAACCAUACGGAUGCACGGAGUGUGGGAAGAGCUUCAGUAGCAGCAGUGCACUUACCUACCAUCAAAGAAUCCACACAGGGGAGAAACCAUACGAAUGUAUUGAGUGUGGAAAGAGCUUCAGUAGUAGCAGUGCCAUUACCUACCAUCGAAGGAUACACACCGGAGAGAAACCAUAUGAAUGCAGGCAGUGUGGAAAGAGUUUCAGUAGCAGCAGCGCCCUUACGAACCAUCGAAGGAUCCACACAGGGGAGAAACCAUAUGAAUGCCUGGAGUGUGGAAAAAGCUUCAGUAGCAACAGUGCCCUUACAAACCAUCUAAGAAUCCACACAGGGGAGAAACCAUAUAAAUGCAAAGAGUGUGGGGAAAGCUUUAGAUGGAGCAGUGACCUUACUUCUCAUCAAAGGAUUCACACGGAGGCAAAACUAUAUUGUCAAGCUGUUGGCAGCUCAAUUCAACAAGAAGCAAGAUCUUCCCUAGGUUUUUUCAAACAAGAUUUAUUGAAGAGAAUAUGAUAAAGUUACAGAAGUAUAAACAAUUGGAUCCUGUCACUUUUGGAACCUUAUUAUCCCUUAGUCUGUUACAACAGAGUCUUUCUCACACUCACUGUGGACUGGUGAGAAAGUUGUUCUCUUGAUUGAUAAAAGAGGAAUGUCCAGGUGGCCAGGCUAGGAAUCUCUCUUGGGUGUGAACAUAGCAGUAUAUGGCCUCCCCCAUUAAGUUGGCCUCCUGUCACAAUCUCAGUAUCUGGAGAGCCCAUCAUCCUGGGCAACAGUUCUGGUGAAAGCAAAAGAGUAGCCCUUGACUAUGAAGAGGAAACAUAUUUUUACAUUUGCUAUGAUGUGAUGUCACCCAAAAUCCCAAAAUAAAAGGUGCAUAGUUUUAAAAAUGCAAAAUAACCCACAGUUUUGUUUACUGUGGAUCUGAGGAUCAAGACAUUUUCCCUGAGAGGAGGCAGCGCGUACAAGCAGUUAGCUUAAGAUAGGAAUUAGAGUAGAAAAGUUCAUUGUUUCUGUAAUUUUAAUUUGUGCAGGAAAAAUGACUGUGUAGGCCUGGCUGACUUUUUGACUUGGCAAUAAAUAAUUAGAAAUGUGUCGGCUGAUAGGAGCAUUCAUUUAACUAUAGAAAAGCUGAUGGUAGAUUAGUAGGUUCAACCCUCUUAAGAUAGAGAGGAAAGAAUGUCUAGGAUUUGGUAAUGUGUGUCUUUCAUACAUUUUGCUUGCAUAAUUAAUUUAAUAUGUUCUGUUUUUAUGUACUUUUAUGUCCUUGCAAUCUCUCUUAAGAUAAAAAGAAUAAUUUCAUUUACUGAUCUUUCUAAACGCAGAAUAGUACAUACUAUUCCUGAUGUGAAGGUCGUAUUUGCAGGAUUUAUUAUCUUUACUCGGCAAAUCUUUGGGUAUCAAGCCUAAACACAUAAGAUUUACAUUUCCUGGAAAAGGUGAAACCUGCAUCAUGUUAUUCCGCAUUCUAAGAAAAUGGGAGGAAACUUCAUUCUCUGAAGAUCAGGGUGUGUCUCUGAAGAGGCGCACUGUGGCACUGUUGGUGCCUGGUUGGAUGGGCUUGAAGCAGCUCCUCAAAGUAGUGAUCAGAGUGCCCUUAGUCGCGUGGGAGGGGAGGGGCAGCAAGUGGCCUGAGGGCUCUGAAACUGGAGGAAAAGGAGGUUUCUCUCCUCUCCUUGUGUCCUCUGGAAAUCCUCUCUCUCCUCAAAUGCUGAGGGAAGGCUGGGCGCUCUAAAGGUCCUGAAAUGUGUUACCCUUGGCUCUGAGGGGAUAAAAUAGGAUUAGAAUCGGGGUGAGGUGUCCUCUGAAGGCGCUUCCCCAUCCAUACGCCCCAGCAGCCACUCACAGCACUGCCCCACCCCUGCUUGUAACUUGGAAAAUCUCACUGGAGUGAAGCUGUAGCUUCUGCUCCUGCAUUCGGCUGGUUGGUGUCGAUCCCAGCACCUCAGACCUCAGCCUGGAUUUCCUCAUUUCAGCUUCCUCUUAAACUCAUCCUCUCUGGGUUGUUGCUUUUUUUCUUCUUUUGAUCCUCCUCUUUAUUAAGACUCUGGAACCAGCAGAUUCCUGGGGUAAGAACAGAAGAAAGAGUAGUUCAGUUGUGCCUUAAUUUUCUUUCGGUGUUUCGGGAACCUCUGGUCUCUUUCAACUGGCUGAAACUAGGAUAUAUUUGGGCUGCUUUGAGAUCAGCUUGGUGAUUUUUUCCCCUACCAUUAUUAUGGUAGCUUUGCGUCACAAGGAGUAAUAUUAGGUCUUUCCCCAGAAAAGAAAACUUAGUUGAUUAACCUGAAGUAUGAAGAAAAGCUUUGGGUUUAUAUGUCGAAUAAAUGUCUUAUAUAACCAUCUUGGAGGAGGCGUUCCUAUUUAUUGAUCUCAGGUUGGAGAAGAGAGAACCUCUUUGAACUACUGCUGGGGAAGGAUUUUAGUCAACCUUUUUCUAUUAAAAUAACUCUUUUAAAAAACCUUUUGACCCACUAAUUGAACCCAUUUUUUUAAUUACGCAAAAGCUUUUUUUAAAAGUCCUAGAUAAUUUUCUCCAGUUUGGCCACUGGAACUUUGUUUCCACUGAAAUAGUGGCCAAAACGCAAUAGCUGAUUCAAGCAGGAAAUACAAAAUUAGCUGGGCUAGUUGGUUUUAUUUGCAAUUCUGUGUUGCCUUCCAUUGUUGUUUCUCUAUUUCUGUUU
Messenger RNA from Python bivittatus (Burmese python), 5383 nucleotides. The record is from RefSeq and is a predicted model, not a curated record. NCBI's taxonomy places the organism in Eukaryota, Metazoa, Chordata, Lepidosauria, Squamata, Pythonidae.